This is a messenger RNA of Monodelphis domestica (gray short-tailed opossum), 5630 nucleotides long. RefSeq names its product scavenger receptor cysteine-rich domain-containing protein DMBT1. Gene Ontology annotation, cellular component: membrane; extracellular matrix. The record is from RefSeq and is a predicted model, not a curated record. Gene Ontology annotation, biological process: defense response. NCBI's taxonomy places the organism in Eukaryota, Metazoa, Chordata, Mammalia, Didelphimorphia, Didelphidae.
AAAUUUCAAAGUCUUUAUUGAGAUUGACAGGGACACAGCAAAAUGGGCAACUCCAUGUUCCUGGGGUUAUGGCUGUUAUGUUGCCAACUUCUAUUUGCAGCGGUCACGACUGAUUCCAGGACAAAUACAGUGGAUUUCACCACAGGUUUACCUCUGCUACUAGUGAAUGGAAAGAACAGGUGUGAGGGACGAGUUGAGAUUCUUUACCAAGGAUACUGGGGUACUGUUUGUGAUGACGACUGGGACACAAAAGAUGCUGACGUUGUCUGUAGGCAGCUGAACUGUGGCCAUGCAGUGUCAGCCCUAGGAGGUGCCUAUUUUGACCAAGGCUCAGGAAACAUUCUUCUGGAUGAUGUGAACUGCUCUGGGACAGAGUCCUACCUGUCCAAUUGCCCUCACCGAGGGUUCUAUAACCACAACUGUGGCCACGGUGAAGAUGCUGGAGUUAUUUGCUCUCUCUCGGUAACAAUUGAACCCACACCUCAUGGAACCACAGAAAUAACAUCCAAUGGAAAAAGAACAACAUAUCCAACCACUCCAUCACCUUUGCACACAUCAAUAUAUGGAACAGAUUCUAGUCUGUCUUUGUCACUGGUGAAUGGAAUGGACAGAUGCCAAGGGCGAGUUGAAGUGUUGUACCAAGGAUCCUGGGGCACUGUCUGUGAUGAUGACUGGGAUUUGAAUGAUGCCAACGUUGUCUGCAGACAGCUGGGUUGUGGAUAUGCUGUGUCUGCUCCAGGAAAUGCUCGAUUUGGUCAGGGCAGUGGCAGAAUUGUCAUGGACAAUGUGCGGUGUUCUGGAUAUGAAUCCUACCUGUGGAACUGCCCCCAUAAUGGGUGGCUCUCCCACAACUGUCAGCAUUCUGAAGAUGCCAGUGUCAUCUGCUCAGCCAGUACAACAAAUCUACCAACCAACAUUACCUCCAGACCAAAUUAUCCGACCCCAGUAGGAACAACAUUUCCAAGAACUGAUUUCACGACAGAGACAACAACAUCUGGACCAAAUUCUAGUUUGUCUUUGUCACUGGUGAAUGGAAUGGACAGAUGCCAAGGGCGAGUUGAAGUGUUGUACCAAGGAUCCUGGGGCACUGUCUGUGAUGAUGACUGGGAUUUGAAUGAUGCCAACGUUGUCUGCAGACAGCUGGGUUGUGGAUAUGCUGUGUCUGCUCCAGGAAAUGCUCGAUUUGGUCAGGGCAGUGGCAGAAUUGUCAUGGACAAUGUGCGGUGUUCUGGAUAUGAAUCCUACCUGUGGAACUGCCCCCAUAAUGGGUGGCUCUCCCACAACUGUCAGCAUUCUGAAGAUGCCAGUGUCAUCUGCUCAGCCAGUACAACAAAUCUACCAACCAACAUUACCUCCAGACCAAAUUAUCCGACCCCAGUAGGAACAACAUUUCCAAGAACUGAUUUCACGACAGAGACAACAACAUCUGGACCAAAUUCUAAUCUGUCUUUGACACUGGUGAAUGGAAUGGACAGAUGCCAAGGGCGAGUUGAAGUGUUGUACCAGGGAUCCUGGGGCACUGUCUGUGAUGAUGACUGGGAUUUGAAUGAUGCCAACGUUGUCUGCAGACAGCUGGGCUGUGGAUAUGCUGUGUCUGCUCCAGGAAAUGCUCGAUUUGGUCCGGGCAGUGGCAGAAUUGUCAUGGACAAUGUGCGGUGUUCUGGAUAUGAAUCCUACCUGUGGUACUGCCCCCAUAAUGGGUGGCUCUCCCACAACUGUCAGCAUUCUGAAGAUGCCAGUGUCAUCUGCUCAGCCAGUACAACAAAUCUACCAACCAACAUUCCCUCCAGACCAAAUUAUCCGACCCCAGUAGGAACAACAUUUCCAAGAACUGAUUUCACGACAGAGACAACAACAUCUGGACCAAAUUCUAAUCUGUCUUUGACACUGGUGAAUGGAAUGGACAGAUGCCAAGGGCGAGUUGAAGUGUUGUACCAGGGAUCCUGGGGCACUGUCUGUGAUGAUGACUGGGAUUUGAAUGAUGCCAACGUUGUCUGCAGACAGCUGGGCUGUGGAUAUGCUGUGUCUGCUCCAGGAAAUGCUCGAUUUGGUCAGGGCAAUGGCAGCAUUGUCCUGGACGAUGUGCGGUGUUCUGGAUAUGAAUCCUACCUGUGGUACUGCCCCCACAGGGGGUGGCUCUCCCACAACUGUCAGCAUUCUGAAGAUGCCAGUGUCAUCUGCUCAGCCAGUACAACAAAUCUACCAACCAACAUUCCCUCCAGACCAAAUUAUCCGACCCCAGUAGGAACAACAUUUCCAAGAACUGAUUUCACGACAGAGACAACAACAUCUGGACCAAAUUCUAAUCUGUCUUUGACACUGGUGAAUGGAAUGGACAGAUGCCAAGGGCGAGUUGAAGUGUUGUACCAGGGAUCCUGGGGCACUGUCUGUGAUGAUGACUGGGAUUUGAAUGAUGCCAACGUUGUCUGCAGACAGCUGGGCUGUGGAUAUGCUGUGUCUGCUCCAGGAAAUGCUCGAUUUGGUCAGGGCAAUGGCAGCAUUGUCCUGGACGAUGUGCGGUGUUCUGGAUAUGAAUCCUACCUGUGGAACUGCCCCCACAGGGGGUGGCUCUCCCACAACUGUCAGCAUUCUGAAGAUGCCAGUGUCAUCUGCUCAGCCAGUACAACAAAUCUACCAACCAACAUUACCUCCAGACCAAAUUAUCCGACCCCAGUAGGAACAACAUUUCCAAGAACUGAUUUCACGACAGAGACAACAACAUCUGGACCAAAUUCUAAUCUGUCUUUGACACUGGUGAAUGGAAUGGACAGAUGCCAAGGGCGAGUUGAAGUGUUGUACCAGGGAUCCUGGGGCACUGUCUGUGAUGAUGACUGGGAUUUGAAUGAUGCCAACGUUGUCUGCAGACAGCUGGGCUGUGGAUAUGCUGUGUCUGCUCCAGGAAAUGCUCGAUUUGGUCAGGGCAAUGGCAGCAUUGUCCUGGACGAUGUGCGGUGUUCUGGAUAUGAAUCCUACCUGUGGAACUGCCCCCACAGGGGGUGGCUCUCCCACAACUGUCAGCAUUCUGAAGAUGCCAGUGUCAUCUGCUCAGAAUCCACAACAGCAAUUCCAACAACCCCUGAUUGGUGGAAUCCAACAACCACAUAUGCGAGACCUCCUAGUUGUGGUGGCGUCAUUUUCAGUGACUCUGGAUCGUUUUCAACUCCUUCAUAUCCUUCCUUCUACCCAAACAAUAUCACUUGUGUCUGGGAGAUAGUAGUGAAUUAUACUUUCAGGAUAAAUCUGGGUUUCAAUAACUUACAGUUGGAGCCACACAACUCUUGUAUUCAUGAUUAUGUUGAAAUUUUUGAUGGAGGACUGAAUAGUUGGUUACUGGGAAAACUUUGCAACCAAACUCAGCAAAUAUUUACCUCUUCCUCCAACCGACUCACUGUUCGCUUUGUUAGUGAUAUCAGUGUUCAAAACAUUGGAUUUUCUGUUUGGUUUAACUCUUUUCCAAGAGAUGCAGCCUUGAGGCUGACAAACUCAACCAGGGACUGUGCUGGUCGCGUUGAAGUUUAUCAUAAUGGACAGUGGGGGACAGUUUGUGAUGACAACUGGGGCUUACAGGAUGCUCAGGUGGUCUGUCGACAGCUGGGAUGUGGAAUAGCUACUUUGGCUCCAGGAAAUGCCUACUUUGGUGCAGGUUCUGGACUCAUCACCUUGGAUGAUGUGCAGUGUAGAGGAAGUGAAUGGAAUCUCUGGCAGUGUAAAAAUAAUGGCUGGUUCUCCCAUAACUGUGGUCAUAAUGAAGAUGCUGGUGUCAUCUGCUCUGGUCCUUCUACAACUCCUGACUACUUCACAAGCCCACCAGUAACAUCACACUCUUGUGGAGAAUUCUUUUCCCAGGCCUCAGGAAGUUUUUCCAGCCCAAAUUAUCCUGGGUACUAUCCCAACAAUGCCAAGUGUGUCUGGGAUAUCGAAGUCUCAAACAACAAUGUUGUGACCAUAGUAUUUGAAGAUGUGCAGCUGGAAGGAGGCUGUAAUUAUGAUUAUAUUCAGGUCUAUGAUGGACCUUACCAGACAUCCCCAUUAAUUACACGAGUUUGUGAUAGAGGAAGAGGUUCCUUUACAUCAACAUCCAACUACAUGUCCAUUCGAUUCAUCACGGAUGGGAGUGUCACUAGAAAAGGAUUCUGGGCUCGGUUCUAUUCCACACCAUCCAAUGACAGCACUUCUUUAGUAUGCUUGCCAGAAGAAAUGAGAGCCACCAUCAGUAAAAGCUAUCUCCAGUCUAUGGGCUACAAUUCCUUGAAUUUUGGUGUGUAUAAUUCAUCCUGUUGGCCCAUGGAAAACUCAAGCUAUUUCAUAUUUGUUAUACCAUAUAAUGGCUGUGGGACAAUAAAAUCUAUAAAUAAUGAUACUAUCAACUACAGCAAUUUCCUCAUAUCAAAUCAAGCUACUGGACAAAAUAGGGUAAUCACAAGACAUAAAAAUCUGCACUUCCGCAUCAGCUGCAAAAUGCUCAGAAACAUCUGGGUGGAAUCUAUGUUUAUCACUAAUGAGACUGCUGAGAUCAAAGAGAUCCAAUAUGGCAAUUUCCACGUGGACAUGUCCUAUUACGCGUCCUCUUCUUUCUUCCCACCUGUGAAUAGUACACCCUAUAUUGUGCAAUUAAACCAGAAUUUGUACCUUCAAGCAGAAAUCCAGCACUACGAUUCCAACCUGGUAUUGUUUGUGGACACCUGCACAGCAUCGCCAAAUGCAAAUGAUUUUAAGACUCUGACUUAUGACUUAAUCAGGAAUGGGUGCCAUAAAGACAACACCUAUAUAACAUACUACUCACCAUUACCAAGACAAGUUCGUUUUGGAUUUAAAUCCUUUGCCUUCCUGGAAAAAUUCCCUUCUGUUUACCUGCAGUGUAAAUUGGUGGUGUGUCAGGCAUAUGAUUAUUCUUCGCGAUGCUACAGAGGUUGUAUAACAAGAUCCAAAAGAGACACAAGUUCCUAUCAGGAGAAAGUGGAUGUUGUUAUGGGACCCUUCCAACUCCAGAAAAAAGAAGCCAAAAAUUGAAAUCUGAUCAAGAUGGCUGGAUCAAGUAAAUCCCAGGAGGUUCUAACCUCUCAUCUCUGAUACUUUCUUCUUUGUGGUUGUGGUGUUUGCUGAUUUUGUAUUAAAGAAAAAGAAGUGUCUCUUAUGGAAAGACCUCUUUUCCAUAGGAUAUGAAGAUGCAUCUUUCUCCCUCUUUGGUACCAUCCCUUAAGUCAUGCAGUCCAAGAAAAGUCACACUCAGGAAAUCAACAUGAAGAAUAUGCCUUGUGGAUUGAGCUAUAAUUCAGUUUAGAUGGGCAUAAUUGAGUUGGAGAUUGGGGAGCACAGGGGUUGUGAGUUUUCCAUGUUCUUCAGUAGACUAGAUUUGUUAGAAAUAUUAAGCAUUUUAAAAAUGUUUUUUUUUUCCUCCAAAGUUAAGCAGCUGCCAGUAUAAAGAAAUUCUGUAUAAAAUUUUAUUUUAAAAGGUCAAUUAGAAGAGAGGCUUCUGCUACAUAGGAUUCAUAAUGUUUGGGUCUACAUUUGAAAAAAAACAUAUAUUAAAAAUGGAAAAUAAAUGUAGAUCCUCAAAUCAUGGUCUUAUUUUGAGAGAUUAAGGACUGAAUAAAAUAUCUUUGUUUAAGCAAAUCUUGGUAUUGCUGUUU